ACCCAAAAAGUCGAACGACAUAUUGCGGAUACUAAUCCACCCGAAGUUUUGAAUCCACCCGAAGUUCUGAAUCUACCCGAAGUUCUGAAUCCACCGUACCUUAGAACCGACCCCGAAACCCACCCCAGUUGCCGCCGUCAUGAAAGUAAUUGUCACAGGGGCGACGGGGCUCGUCGGCAGCGGGGUGCUCGCCGCGUGCAUCGCUGACGAGAGGAUCACCCACGUCUUCGCCAUGUCGCGCCGGCCGCUUCCCAAAGCGCUCGCUGACGAUCCAAAGGUCACGUCCAUCAUCCACCACGACUUCGGCUCGUACCCGCCGGACAUCUUGAGCGAGCUUGCAGGCGUCGAGGCAUGCAUAUGGGCUAUUGGCGGCAGGGCCCACCAGUUCCCCGACAUCGAAACCUACAAGGCCGUCCAGGUCGACUUUCCCGUGGCGGCCGCGAACGCGUUCCUCGACAACCUGGUGCCGCAGCUGCCCGCGGGCAAGAGGUUUUCCUUCAUGUUCUGCAGCGACCGGCACGCCGAGUGGGACGAGAAGAAGCCGCUGUGGUUCAACCCUGACACGCGCCGCAUCCAUGGCGAGGCCGAGCAGGAGCUAUGCGACCUGGCAGACACGCGGUGUGGCAGCGCCGGAAGCAAGCACCAUUUCUCUGCCUACUGCGUGCGGCCCGGCCACGUCCUCCCGGCCGGCGCCAACAUGGCCAGCAAGUUCGUCGGGAAGCUGCACUGCUCCAUCGGCGCCGACCAGUUAGGACGUGCCAUGAUCCGCAUCCUGCUUGAAGGCUACGACGAGCGCAUCGUCGAGUACGAGGACCUGGUGAAUCUCUCAUAAGCUGGGUAAUCACGCCUCGGAGUAAUAGAUGGAGAUCACAUCUCCGGCUGGUUGGGUCCAUAUCGGCUGUUCCAGCAGAUCUUCGGGCCUUUGUCUCUCUCUAUCUCUUUUCUCCCCCCUACGGAGUAGUGUUCUUUUUUUCCCUUUAGUCAUUGACACCUUUGCUGUCCGGCAGUUGAGGGGCUUGAAUUCC
This is a messenger RNA of Lasiosphaeria miniovina, 1025 nucleotides long. RefSeq lists its product as uncharacterized. The record is from RefSeq and is a predicted model, not a curated record. The coding region runs from base 140 to 832 and encodes 230 amino acids. NCBI's taxonomy places the organism in Eukaryota, Fungi, Ascomycota, Sordariomycetes, Sordariales, Lasiosphaeriaceae. The transcript has 3 exons.